Messenger RNA from Stegostoma tigrinum, 2024 nucleotides. It is a transcript of the gene eipr1, whose product is annotated as EARP complex and GARP complex interacting protein 1. Gene Ontology annotation, biological process: protein ubiquitination. Gene Ontology annotation, molecular function: protein binding. Lineage: Eukaryota; Metazoa; Chordata; Chondrichthyes; Orectolobiformes; Stegostomatidae. The record is from RefSeq and is a predicted model, not a curated record. The transcript is spliced from 9 exons. The coding region runs from base 92 to 1252 and encodes 386 amino acids.
CGCGAGACUCAAAAUAGUUCCUCUCCACCCCCCCCCCCAACACCGUGUCCGAAUACAAACUGACAAGUCACCGUUGGAGAAAGAAGAGAAGAUGGAAGACGACGCGCCCGUCAUUUAUGGGCUGGAGUUUCAGGCACGUGCUUUAACACCGCAAACUGCAGAAACUGAUGCAAUCAGAUUUCUUGUAGGCACUCAGUCUCUGAAGUACGAUAAUCAGAUUCACAUCAUAGAUUUUGAUGAUGAAAAUAACAUUAUUAACAAGAACGUCCUUCUGCAUCAAGUAGGAGAAAUAUGGCACAUGAGUACCAGCCCUGCAGAUAAAGGAGUUCUUGCAACUUGCUACAAUAAAACUUCAGAUAGUAAAAUCCUGACAUGUGCUGCUAUAUGGCGCAUACCAAAGGAAUUGGAAACAGGCAGUCAUGAAUCUCCUGAUGAUUCAUCAAGCAACCCACAAACCCUGGAGCUGCUUUGUCACCUUGACAACACAACCUAUGGCAACAUGUCUUGUGUAUUAUGGGAGCCAAUGGGAUGUGGUACAAAGAUAGCAUCGCUGACUGAUAAUUAUAUUCUUCUUUGGGAUUUACAAGAAAGCUCAAGCAAGGCAGUGCUCUCAUGUUCUACAACUUUGAAAGGAAAAGGUCAGUUAAAGUUUACUUCUGGCUGCUGGAGCCCUCAUCACAACUGCUCGCAACUUGCCACGGCAAAUGACACAGCUAUUCGAGGCUGGGACAUUAGAACCAUGUGUCAAGUUUAUUGCAUUGAAAAUGCCCAUGGCCAAUUGGUACGAGACCUUGACUUCAAUCCCAACAAACAAUACUACUUAGCAAGCUGUGGGGAUGACUGUAAAGUGAAGUUUUGGGACACCAGAAAUGUCCAUGAACCAGUCAAGACUUUGGAAGAACAUUCCCAUUGGGUAUGGAGUGUCCGAUACAAUCAUUCACAUGAUCAAUUGCUGUUGACUGCCAGCAGUGACAGCAGAGUCAUCCUGUCCAACAUGGUUUCCAUUUCAUCUGAACCCUUUGGCCAUCUGGUGGAUGAUGAUGAUUUAAGUGACCAUGAAGACAAUCAUAAUGAAGACAAGAAAGAACCACUACAGGACAGUAUAAUAGCAACAUAUGAAGAGCAUGAAGAUAGUGUCUAUGCUGUUGAAUGGUCCUCUGCUGAUCCAUGGUUAUUUGCAUCUUUAAGUUAUGAUGGAAGACUGGUGAUAAACCGGGUACCACGAGCAUUAAAAUACAGUAUUUUGUUGUAAUUUUGCAGCAAAGAGGCCCUUUUGGGCCAGGGUGGGGGGCGUUGAUCAUCCUGAUUUGCUUGGGGCAGGGCAGAGCCCUUGAUACAUGAUAGACCUAGAAGUCUGGGUUUCUCUGUAUGUUGUGAAAUGUUAACACAACAGCAUAUACCUUUUCUGAUGUUGACUUGUUCCACGCUUAGAAGUCAGGCCUGGCUUCCUAUUGAGCAGAUUGCUUGCUGGAGAAAUUCAAAUGGGCCAGGUGGAUCCAGUCCAUGAUCCUGGAAUGAGUAGGGGAGGAGGGUCUGAUUCAUGACCCUUAGGGAAAGAUCCAACCAAGACCACAGGAUUGCUAGCUUAGGUGGGUAUUGGAGAAAGGAUUCCUGUGAAGGUACUUGUCUUUUCCCUGAGAUUAUUCUUCCUUUGCUGCUACUGCUGCCACUGCCAGUCCUGCUCAGGUUGGCAACAGUUAAACUUGCAAAGUAGAAUAGAUACAGAGAUUCCUACCUCAAUGUCUACAAGAUGCCGCUCCACCUCCUGGGAGUGGGUUGAUUGCCUGCCAUUUGAUCCCUGGUUGCCCAACCAUUGUUUUGUUUCAGCAUAACUUAAAAGUUGAUGGGUAGGAACCAACUUCCCAACACAUUUGUUUUUUUUUUGUCUGUUUAAUUCCUCAUCUGUGAUCAAUCCAACUAGUUCACUAAUGUUGAAAUUUCCCCACUAUUUUCUUGAUUUUAAUUUACUUUUGUACAAUUUCUGUUAUAUGAAACUCCGAAUAAAAAUUGGCAUUGUGACAUAA